CCGCCCAGAGGCCGUGCGUCAGUGCGUCGUCUCUAUGGUGGCGGCGGAUUCGGAGGGACCUGAAGAUCGCCCGUCAGGCAAGACAGACUUGGGGGUGAAGGUGGAGGGGGUUGCAGGUGUGACCUCUGACCUUGGCGUGGAUUUGCAGGAUGUACCUCCGCGAGCGCGCCAUCCCACUUCGCGGCUCUGCCGCCGCCCUGUCUAACAACCUCAGUGUGCUGCAGCUUCCAGCCCGUGAUCUCACACAUUUUGGAGUGGUUCAUGGACCGAGUGCCCAGAUUCUCAGCGCUGCCUCUGAGGGUGUGCCCUUGGCCCAGCGCCAGCUCCAAGUCAAAGUGGGCGUUGGAGUGAGCCCCCCACUUAUCACUCAGGUCCACUGGUGCGUCCUCCCUUUCAGAGUACUGCUGGUUCUCACCUCACAUCGAAGGAUACAGAUGUACGAGUCUGAUGGCUCCGUCAUGGUCUAUUGGCAUGCCUUGGAUUCAGGAGACACGUCUUCAGCACAGGCCAUGUUUGCCCGAGGAAUCGCUGCCAGUGUUCACUUCAUCUGUGUGGGAACAUGGUCCGGCCGGGUACUGGUGUUUGACAUCCCUGCCAAGGGUCCCAACAUUGUACUUAAUGAGGAGCUGGCGGGGCACCAGACACCAAUCACAGACAUCGCCACUGAGCGUGCCCAGGGACAGGAUGGUGUUGCUGACAUGGUGACAGCUGAUGACUCAGGUGUUCUCUGUGUCUGGAGGUCAGGAACUGUGUUCACAUUACUGACCCGAAUACCAGGAUUUGGGGUCCCGUGCCCCUCUGUGCAGCUGUGGCAGGGGAUUGUAGCUGCAGGCUAUGGCGAUGGGCAAGUGCGUCUCUAUGAUGCCACUACUGGAGCACUCCACGUCCAGAUCAGUGCCCAUGCCCGGACCGUCUGUGCCCUGGACCUAGCUCCAGAAGUGGGCAAGCUACUCUCUGCAGCUGAGGACACCUUUGUGCAUAUCUGGAAGCUGAGCAGGAAUGCAGAGAGCGGCUCCAUUGAGGUUGAACACUGCCACGGGGAAUGCAUUUCUGAUACCCAGGCCCCAUACAGCUCCAGCCGCAGUUCAAAGUCCGGCCCUGCCUCAGCACUACACAGGCGCAAGAGAGAGGAGUGCCAUGAGCAGGAGGCUCAGGAGGGUGUGGGGAAGAAGAGCGGAAGUUCAGGAGGACUCUACAGAGGUGCCCAGGAGUCAUCUGCCUCUCCUUCUCCCCCCUCACCUCUGCCCCCAUAGCAACCCCAUAAGGAGCUGGAGUGGAGAAAGGAAGGGGGGAGGAAGGGAGGAAGGGAGGAAGGAAGGAAGGAAGGAAGGAACGAGCCAUAGCCAAGGAACUCACAAGAGCACAUUGUUCUGAAAAGAGAUGUCUGUGAGAGUCCUGUCCACCAGGACCAUCUCUGUGUCCUGAAUCUGUUCCCCGAGCUGCAGCAGCAGGAACA
Molecule: messenger RNA, 1456 nt
Organism: Microtus oregoni (creeping vole)
Lineage: Eukaryota; Metazoa; Chordata; Mammalia; Rodentia; Cricetidae
Gene: Wdr54
Product: WD repeat domain 54
Exons: 11
Coding region: 150-1253 (367 amino acids)
Biological process (GO): Notch signaling pathway; sperm axoneme assembly; cilium assembly
Cellular component (GO): nucleolus
Molecular function (GO): protein binding
Source: RefSeq, a predicted model, not a curated record